Messenger RNA from Eucalyptus grandis, 1816 nucleotides. RefSeq names its product indole-3-glycerol phosphate synthase, chloroplastic. Lineage: Eukaryota; Viridiplantae; Streptophyta; Magnoliopsida; Myrtales; Myrtaceae. The transcript has 11 exons. Bases 366 to 1574 code for a protein of 402 amino acids. Gene Ontology annotation, biological process: L-tryptophan biosynthetic process. Gene Ontology annotation, molecular function: phosphoribosylanthranilate isomerase activity; indole-3-glycerol-phosphate synthase activity. The record is from RefSeq and is a predicted model, not a curated record.
CUAAUUCCUCUUCAUUUUCCUGCCCUGUAAUUUUUCCCAAUUGAAGAUGAAUGCCUGUUUUUGACAUGGAAUGAGAGCUACAAAGAGACAACUUCUUGUAAUAAUCUUUGCAGCUCUCUUCCCUCCCUCCACUUGUCGCAGCAUCCCAUCCGAAACUCCCCCGCCGUCGCUGGAGAACGCCCAUCUUCCGCAUUGAAGAGCGCCUGCUUGUCUCGUGAAGAAUUGCGUCAAACGUUGAGACUUGGCAAUUCUUGCUUGAAUUUGCAGAAUCUGCAGUUGUCUUAAGGAAGUUAGUUUUGCCGAGGCCCAAAAUCAAACAAUAAAGUCAUUGGAAAGUAAAGGUAGAAAGCCAAAUCAAGAAGGAGAUGGAGGGGUUAGUUUCUUUUCGAGCAACGGCUGGGGUUCCAUUUUAUGGUGUACCUUCCCUCAUGCACAGGCCCGCGAAGUCAUCAAUCUGUAGAUUACUUCCAAUUGCUGCAAUGGACCUUCAUGCCAAGGAAAGAAAGCUCUCCGUCAGCUGUAUUCGAGCUCAACAGUCAGAGACCAGUGAUAUAUCUGCUACAGUUGUAUCUGCUAAUGAAUCACAAGAAAAUUCUCUUAAUGCCAAGGACUGGGAACUAGGGAUGUACCAAGAUGAAGUAGCUGCUAGCCAAGGGAUCAGGAUUAGAAGAAGGCCACCAACUGGACCUCCCUUGCACUAUGUUGGGCCUUUUGAGUUUCGAUUGCAAAAUGAAGGCAACACUCCUCGAAAUAUUCUGGAGGAGAUCGUAUGGCAUAAGGAAAAGGAAGUCUUCCGGUUGAAGGAAAAGCAAGAUCUGGUGGUGCUUAGGAAAGCCCUUCAAAAUGCUUCUGAGACUAGAGAUUUUGUUGGAGCUCUUAAAGCUGCUCAUGAGCGAACAGGACUUCCAGGUUUGAUUGCUGAAGUUAAAAAAGCUUCUCCAAGUAGAGGAAUACUGAGGGAAGAUUUUGAUCCUGUUGAAAUCGCUCAAGCUUAUGAAAAAGGAGGGGCAGCAUGUCUAAGUGUUUUGACUGAUGAGAAAUAUUUUAAGGGGAGCUUUGAUAAUUUAGAAGCAAUAAGGAGAGCAGGAGUAAAGUGCCCUCUCCUGUGCAAAGAGUUUAUAGUAGAUGCAUGGCAGAUUUACUAUGCUCGAGUAAAAGGUGCAGACGCCAUUCUUUUGAUUGCAGCUGUGCUGCCUGACCUUGACAUCAGAUACAUGAUUAAGAUUUGUAAGAUGCUUGGCUUGGCUGCUCUUGUUGAGGUGCAUGAUGAGCGGGAAAUGGAUCGCGUCCUUGGAAUAGAGGGAGUCGAGCUUAUUGGCAUCAACAACCGCAAUCUGGAAACAUUUGAGGUGGAUAUUAGCAACACAAAGAAGCUUCUUCUUGGAGAACGUGGCCAGUUAAUCCGUCAGAAGGAUAUAAUUGUUGUUGGGGAAUCUGGACUGUUUACUCCUGAUGACAUUGCCUAUGUACAAGAAGCCGGUGUGAAGGCAGUACUAGUUGGGGAGUCGAUUGUGAAGCAAAGUGAUCCUGGGAAAGGAAUUGCAGGACUUUUUGGGAAGGACAUCUCCUUGUGAGCUCAGAGCAAGUUAAAAUAGAGCUAACAUGCCGUGGAUGCGCUAAGGCGAACUUAUUUUAAUGUAUUUGAUGGUAGGAGAACUGGAGGAGAGCGUUGUAUUCAAAUAUCUGAUGGUAGGAUAUGACAUCUUAGGUCCAACUUCAUCGUAAUAAACACUGUGAUUGUUCACAUUUGAUAGACUGGGAACCUGUCCUGGGCAUUGCGUGCAAUUUUGCCGAUAUAUAUCUGCCAUUUGUCUAA